AUGGAUUAGACUCAAUAAAUUCUCAAUCUCUAUAAUAAUGAACUAAUUUAGAAGAUACAAGAAUCUAAGGAUCUUUGGGCAUAGAUAUCAAUUGAACAUACUCCUGUUGAAAAUAUCACCAAACAGCUAAGAAGCUUUAAAUUGAAUUUUGUAGAUCCUAGUUUUACACCUUCUGAAUUAUCCCUUUAUCCUUAAGAAUUAGUAGAGGUAGGAGGGCCAUUCGAUAAGAAAAUUCAAUGGCGCAGACCAAAAGAUUUCAUUUAAUCAUUGAACCCACAACUUUUACCUGAGUAAAUAAAGCCAGAAGUAUUUAGAAAGCAAAUUGAAUCCAGAGAUAUUAGAGAGGGAUCUCUUGGAGACUCAUGGUUUUUAGGAGCAAUUGCUACUUUAGCUGAACACCCACAGCUUUUAGAGAAACUAUUUGUAAAUAAGACUUAUAAUGAAGAAGGAGUAUACAGAGUAAGAAUAUGCAAAAAUGGAGAAUGGCAGUCUGUAACAAUUGACGACUAUUUCCCUUGCUUUAUCAAUGGAGGACCCAUUUUCUCAACUACAAGCGAAAAUGAGCUUUGGGUGUUGAUUCUUGAGAAAGCCUAUGCAAAAGUACAUGGAUCAUAUCUAGCUUUAAGAGGGGGUUACGCUAUUGAAGGUAUACAAGAUCUAACUGGAUGCCCAUCAACUUAAUAUGAUCUGUUAAGUCAAUAUGUAAGACAGACUAUUUAAAAUGGUGACUUGUGGAAGCUGCUACAGUUUUAUGAAAAAGAACAGUAUCUAAUGAGCGUAUCAACUGAUGGAGAAGAUUAAGAACUCGCUGGGAAUUUUAUCGUGCAAUUUUAAAGUUAUUAAGAUAGAGAGACAAAUCUUUUGAAAGCUCACUCAUAUACGAUACUUAAAAUAGUUGAGGUCAAUAAUAAUAAGCUUAUAAAUCUUAGAAAUCCUUGGAAUGCACCCUUUAAUUUUAGAGGUAAAUGGAAUGAAAACAGUCCUCUUUGGACAUAAUAAAUGCGAAGGCAUUUAGAGCCAACAUUUGACAAAGAAAAUAGCAAUUUUUGGAUAAGUUUCGAAGAGUUUACUCAAUAUUUUAAGACUUUGAACACAUGCAGGAUUAAGAAUUGGGAGGAAAUUAGAGUUAGAGGCAAAUAUUUGAGAGUUCAAGAUAAAAACAAUCAAACAAAUGAAAUAGUACUGAGUAGAUGGUACUACACUCUUGAAAUAAAGAAAAGAACUCAUGUGUUUAUCGGAAUCCAUUAAGAAGAUGAAAGAAUACAGGGUGUUAGCGAAACAAGACCUUAUUAAGAUAUUGGAGUUUUAGUAUUGAAAUAAACAUCUGAGGGGACAAGACUAGUUUAAAUGAAGGAGUUACAAGAAACUAGAUAAAGUGAGCUCGACAUAUAUUUGGAGGAAGGAACUUAUUUCAUCAUUCCAAAAACUUCUGGUUGCUUGCUUAAGGUUGAUAAUCAGGAGCAAGAUCGCAAUUAAGUUAAUUUCCUAAAGAAACAAACGAAAUAACCAUCUGAUCAUUAUCUCUCUACUCUUAAGGAUAUAUUUAGAAAAUUCGACCUUUAAAUGAAUGGAGAGCUAUAAUACCAUGAGUUUGGGGACUUUUUCACUAGCCUAGGUUUCAAAAUUAAUGAAUAAGAAUUUCAAAGCUAGAUUUUAGAUAAGUAUUGCUCUACAGCAGAUGGAUUGACAUUCCAUGGUUUCAAAGACUUCAUGGUUGCAUCAUUAUUCUAAUAUGGCUAUGAUAACAUGAUAUAGUGGUUAUAUAAGCUAGGAUAUGUCUAAUAGGAGGAUAGAUUCAUAUCCGAAAGAUCUAGAGUCUUUAUCAUGACUAUUCAUAGUGAAUAUCAAGUUUAAAUGGUAGUAAAUGAUUGUCUACACAACGAUAUUGAAUUUAAAACUUAGCAUAUUGACCCUGCUACAAGUGAUGAUGUUAUUGAAGAAGAUUAAGAUGAUAGAGAAUUUCCUAUUCAAGUGAGGAUAGAUUUGACUCAGUUUAAUAACGUCAUUCAAACAAAUACACAUAUGCCAUUCAUAGAAAAAACUAUUGAGCCAGGAGAAUCAAUUUUUAUGUUCCAUGCCAAGAUUACUGAUGCAAACUUUAAACAGCCCUUAAAGCCAACAAUAUAAUAUCAUAGGUUGAUGUAAAGUGAAGAUGCAUAGAAUGAGAGUAGAUUCGCAAUUUGA
Molecule: messenger RNA, 2184 nt
Organism: Stylonychia lemnae
Lineage: Eukaryota; Ciliophora; Spirotrichea; Sporadotrichida; Oxytrichidae
Source: the annotation of a GenBank genome assembly